Molecule: messenger RNA, 2706 nt
Organism: Oreochromis aureus
Lineage: Eukaryota; Metazoa; Chordata; Actinopteri; Cichliformes; Cichlidae
Product: tripartite motif-containing protein 16-like
Exons: 1
Coding region: 62-1738 (558 amino acids)
Molecular function (GO): zinc ion binding; protein binding
Source: RefSeq, a predicted model, not a curated record
UCAGACUGGUUUCCGUGAUAAGAAAAAGAAACUUACACAUUCACUGACACUGUGAGGAGAAAUGGCACAGAAAGGAGUUCAGCUGGACCGAGAAACCUUCUCUUGUUGCAUCUGUUUGGAUCUACUGAAGGAUCCAGUGACUAUUCCCUGUGGACACAGCUACGGCAGGAACUGUAUUAAAUAUUUCUGGGAUGAAGAGGACAGGAAGGGAAUCCACAGCUGCCCUCAGUGCAGGAAGACUUUCAUACCGAGGCCUGUCCUGGAGAAAAACAUCAUGUUAGCAGAGUUGGUGGAGGAGCUGAAGAAGACUGGACUCCAAGCUGCUCCAGCUGAUCAUUGCUAUGCUGGACCUGAAGAUUUGGCGUGUGAUGUCUGCACUGGGAGGAAGCUGAAAGCCAUCAAGUCCUGUUUAGUCUGUCUGGCCUCUUACUGUGAGAAACACCUCCAACCUCACUAUGAUGCAGCUCCAUUAAAGAAACACAAGCUGGUGCCCCUCUCCAAGAAGCUCCAGGAGAACAUCUGCUCUCGUCAUGAUGAGGUGAUGAAGAUUUUCUGUCGUACUGAUCAGCAGAGUAUCUGUUAUCUCUGCACAAUUGAUGAACAUAAAGGCCAUGAAACAGUCCCAGCUGCAGCAGAAAGGACUGAGAAGCAGAAGGAGCUCGAGGUGAGACGACUAAACAUCCAGCAGAGAAUCCAGGAGCGAGAGAAAGAUGUGAAGCUGCUUCAACAGGAGGUGGAGGCCAUCAGUGGCUCUGCUGAUAAAGCAGUGGAGGACAGUGAGAAGAUGUUCACUGAGCUGAUCCGUCUCAUCCAGAAAAGAAGCUCUGAUGUGAAGCAGCAGGUCAGAUCCCAGCAGGAAACUGAAGUGAGUCGAGUCAAAGAGCUUCAGGAGAAGCUGGAGCAGGAGAUCGCUGAGCUGAAGAGGAAAGACGGCGAGCUGGAGCAGCUCUCACACACAGAGGAUCACAACCAGUUUCUACACAACUACCCCUCACUGUCAGCACUCAGUGAGUCUACACACUCAUCCAGCAUCAAUAUUCGUCCUCUGAGCUACUUUGAGGAUGUGACAGCAGCUGUGUCAGAGACCAGAGAUAAACUACAGGACAUUCUGAGAGAGGAAUGGACAAACAUCUCACUGACAGUCACUGAAGUGGAUGUUUUACUGUCACCACCAGAGCCAAAGACCAGAGCUGGAUUCUUAAAAUAUUCACAUGAAAUCACACUGGAUCCAAACACAGCAAACACACAUCUGUUAUUAUCUGAGGGGAACAGAAAAGUAACAAGAAUGAAACAACAACAGUCUUAUUCUAAUCAUCCAGACAGAUUCGCUGAUUGGUGUUUUCAGGUCCUGAGUAGAGAGAGUCUGACUAAACGUUGUUACUGGGAGGUGGAGUGGAGAGGGGGAGAGGUUUGUGUAGCAGUCACAUGCAAGAAUAUUAGCAGAGUUGGGAGCCUCAAUGAAUGUGUAUUUGGAUUCAAUGACAAAUCUUGGGCAUUAUAUUGUUACACUAACAGUUAUCAGUUCUUGUACAACAGUGCACAAACUGUCCUCUCAGGUCCUCCGUCCUCCAGAGUAGGAGUGUACCUGGAUCACAGAGCAGGUAUUCUGUCUUUCUACAGCGUCUCUGAAACCAUGACUCUCCUCCACAGAGUCCAGACCACAUUCACUCAGCCGCUCUAUGCUGGACUAUAUCUUUAUGGAGAUGGAGUCACUUCAGAAUUGGUUAAAGUGAAAUAGACAGAGAAGAUACGUUCAUGUUGAUCCCUGACCAUUAUAUGUACAUGUGUAAUUUCUAAAUGAGGCUUUACAUUUUAGAAGCUGAGAAGUUCAGUGGUCCAUUUGGUCUGGAUUUUUUGAGGACAUAUAUAACAUAUAAUCAUAUAUUAUUGUACAGAGUAUAUAUCCACACUGGAAUGUUUUUCAUAGAGGAUUUACCCUGCUAAGCAUUUAACUCUUAUAAUCAAAGUGUAUAAGACUCAUAUACUUAAGUGAAAUAUUAUCCAUAUUUAUAUCAUAAGGCUGUGCCAUCUGUUGAAUGAGUACCUGUUGAUUCAUACAGUUUGCUCUGUAAUUUAUUAAGUACAACUAAUAUGUAACUUUUGACAGAUUUACAGACCAUGGUGACAGGUCAUGACAUACAGAUAGUCGAACCUGGCCCAUUGGAAGAUGCACCUGGUAUGACAGUCCAAACUGGGCCCACAAUCAUUAAGUUUAAACGUUUGAGAUCACUUUGGCCCUAACCCCGUCAAAAGGACUCAUAAAAAUGAUGGACAAUAAGGAGGGGAAAGAAAGCCAGGACAAGUUAUGUAACACAAGUAUUGAAUAUCAGAAACAUAACAAAGUGGGUAAAAAUUGAUACAUCGGAGUUAACCAGUGAUUUAAUCCAUAAUUGUUGUAAUAUCAACAUUUGCAAAGUUGGCAAAAUACUUGUACUAGUUUAAACUUAAAACUAAAUAAGUGAAAAGACAUGGAAUGGAAAAGUUACUCAGCAGCUGUUUGUUGUCUCCUAUUAAAGGAGGGUCAGAUAUGACCCCACUAGCUUUUUCUUUUUGUUACUUUGUGUGUCUCUACUGAUUGUGCUUAAAGUCUCUGCACCCUGGCCUUUGCAUUGUUUGCUUUGCCGUGUGUUGUCUUGUUGUUUUGCAUAUUGUGACGUACUGUGUUGCUGUUCAUAUGACUCUAUUUAAAGAACCCUGUUUAAAGAA